This is a messenger RNA of Aedes albopictus (Asian tiger mosquito), 3029 nucleotides long. RefSeq lists its product as uncharacterized. The record is from RefSeq and is a predicted model, not a curated record. The coding region runs from base 677 to 2818 and encodes 713 amino acids. Lineage: Eukaryota; Metazoa; Arthropoda; Insecta; Diptera; Culicidae. The transcript has 4 exons.
CACAUUUGGAAAGCUGCAAAACUUACUUGAUAACUACAUAUCUCGAACGAAAAGGUACACUCUUACACUCACCUGUUUUUCAUAUAUUACUCUCGGCUAGUGUAAAUCGCGUGCAACAGUAAAACGAAGGGUGGGACACAAUCACACAACCCACAAAGUAUCCACCUCCAGUGAGCCACCAACCGACCUACCGUAUGCGAAGAACUUUGUGAACUAAACAGCCACCACUCGACAGGAGUUUUUUUUUCUGUGGGAACUUAUCGUCCUUUGUUGCCAGUAGUAAACUGACCUCAAGAGGAUUAACAGCAACAACCCGGAGGAGCCGUCUACGUGCGAACAAAAAAUUCAAACGGCAGUCGGUGGAAGAGGUUAUGCCAGGCAACAAUGUGAAACGCGUGUGAUUCCGAACUUGCUUUUGAAGUUCCUAGCUGUGAAACUAUUCCACAAAACCGAAAGUAUUACAAAGUUAACCAUGCUCAAACACAUUGGGCGUCCAAAAGUGGAUUAGAGCAAUGGGAAAAGUGGCCUUUUGAAGUUUUUUUUUAUAUAGUGCACCAAGCUCAACAGUUUUUUGGGUGAAAACUAAAAGUUAUUAUUUCACACAUCGUCGGCAGAACAGUGAAGUGGAAAAAUCGUUCUAACUGGUUCCAGCAGAAUCAAAACUAGCAGCCGGAGAAUGGAGAUUCCAGAAACGGGAGCCGUGUUCACCAUGGGGAAAUCAUUUUUAUCCGACACGAUUGGAACGGUCCGGCACCGGCAAGCUCUGCAACCCGUUCGCCGGCAACAACCACCACUGCCGCCGACGGAAGAUGACCACGGCGGGGGCGGAACACCAAAGCGGCAAACCAGUUCCUCAACCGCAUCGUCCUGUUUGGCAAUGGUAACUUCCACGGUUGGCCACACGGAUAAGCCGACAGAAUCGCACAGCAACGGAAGCAUCAGUCCCACCAGUAGUAGCCUGAGAUCACCAGGGCAACAACGGCAACAGCAGAGUUAUUUUUUCAUUAAAAAUGAUCCGGUGAUAAAAAUCGUUUGCGGAAGCAAGCAGAGUGCGGUUAUUUGCGAAUCCGGACGAGUUUUUGUAUGGGGUCAAAACCAGUACAGUCAGCUGGGCCUUGGAUCGACGGAUCUUUGUCAGAAGCCAUCCUGUGUGCGUACCUUGAAGCGGCUUAAACAACGGGUGCGAGAUGUACGAUUCGGUGGAAACGGGUACGGAUUGUUCUUGACAGAGGACGGCAAAGUCUUCUACAGCGGCAAAAACGUGUUCCCAUUCAACGCGAAGGUGGCAUCCCUCUAUGAGGUGGACAGUCUACGAAAAUGCUGUCAGGACAACAGCGAGUAUACCAACCUCCCCGUGCAGUUAACCGAAUUCGCUGAAUGUUUGGAAAAGGAAGACGAGUUGCUGGUGGCGAUUGCGGCAGGAUUUUGCCACUUCGUUGCUCUGAGCAGUGCUGGGAAUUGUUUUGGUUGGGGCCAUAAUAGCCACCAACAAUUGGGCGGAGUCGAUUCGUUGAAAAUUCUGACCAGACCAGAUCGUGUUGGGGUGGAGGAACGCGUGAUACUGGUGGAAUGUGGGAACUACUGUACGUUGAUGGUUUCCGAGUCGAACAAGCUGUACUUGAGUGGAAAGUUUCAGAAGAUUACGAUUCCGGUGGUAAAGGAACUGUCUACGGUUCAGCUUCCGCGUAAAGUCACGUCUAUGCAAAUAACAAAAAAUGAUUUGGUUUAUCUUUUACUGGAAGGAAACCAUGUAUACCGUUGCAAUCGUGUUCAAAAGAUCGAUGACCUCCAAUUCAAUCGAAUGGAUCAAUUUGAUCAGUUUCUCAACGAUAAUGAAUGCAUCACUCAAAUAGCAUCAGCUGACCAUUUCACGUCAUUUGCAACCAAUCAAGGCCGCUUGCUGACAUCUUACGACGAUGAUAGUCCUUUCACACCUUCGGAUCACUUUCGAGAGCUUGUUAAAUUCAAAGAUUUUCACGUCGCCAGUGUCGCUAGUGGACUGGAACACUCCUUGGUGCUAGCUUUCCCCAGGCAGAUCGAAACACCAAUGAUCGAGAUUGAUUUCUGCGAAGCUGUGGAAACUAUCGAAGCAGCGAUCUGCAACGAAGAGCAAAAGGUCCGUAAUGGAACACCAAUGCCACCGCCACGAAUCGAGCUGAACGAUGAAUUCAUUCGAGAGGAAAAGAGGAGAUUACGUCACGAACGGAUCGCACAGGAACUGUCCAAAGACGAAUGCAUCCAAAUCGAAACCGGCGAGGCGAAGGUACGCUUUAUCGACAACGGAGUGGAUAUAACUUCAAUGGUGGUCGUUUCGGAGGACCAAAAUACCCUUGGGGAGCAUAUGAUGAACGAGAAAAAUCGCUUGGAUCCGAAAUAUGCGUCGCACAGUGAAAUCAUGCGGGACAAUUUGCUGCAAGCGAAAACCCCCACACCGAACAUUAGCCAGCUGAUAGACUACAGUGACGACGAGAAUGGAAGCAUCUCGUCCCAAUCGACCUUCAAUGAUGAAGACGAAAUGACCCAACCUUAUACUCCGGCAAAGGCCAAGGGUGAAAAGCAUCCAUCGGGUAGCAAUGAUCCGAACAACAACCAGGAUGAAGACCGGAAGCUGAGCGUUGAGAGCAAAAGCAGUCAAGGAAGCACCGCCUCGCGCACUAGGAUGAAACAGUUCCUUCGGGGUCUAAAAGCAAAAAGUAUGGAUGUGAGUUGUCGCAACGCUGGGACGGUUUUAAAUGAUGGUAAGUUGAAUAACUUCCUUACCUUUGAGUGUGUGAUUGAAGUCUUUCCUAAUUUCAGACAAGAAAUACUCGAAGGAUGACCAGGAAAUACGACCAGAAGAUCGUGCCUCAAAAGUGUGUAGCUUGAUGUAAUGAUUUAAGCACCAUAUUUAGCAUACAUUCCUCAAGAUAACUGAUUUUUAUAAUAAACGCACUGAACUAGCAUUCACAAGUUAACGCGAAUCAUUUUGUUUACAUUAUCACAUCAUAACCAACGAUGUUGAUUCCUUUCUGCGGAGGAAUGGAAAUUUG